CCUCUCUGUCUCUCACCAAAAUAAAAAACUCAAUCUCUCUCUCUCUCUCUCUCCAUCGAGAAACACUAAACUGCUAUAAUCAUUACCUCUCUUCGAUUUCUCAAACCCUAUCUGGCUCUCUACCCAUAUGCUUCAGAUCCGCAUUAAAAAAGCUAAAUCUGCUAUCCGCAGUCAUCUGUUCAUAGGAAAAGAUCUGGCUUUACUUUUAGAGAUUAUCUCAGAUCCAGCCUUUUACCCAAUUGAAGUGUGCAAAAGUAAGUACCCCCCCACCUCUGUUCCUCACGGUUUUUCUGCAAAGGACCCACCCUCCUUGAACUUCAGCGUCCAUCACAAUGUCCCCAUCAUCAUCAAACCUGUACAAGCCAGUGGCGAUCCUAACAUUGUAGAAGUUGAUAGCAUUUUUGCAAGUGGAGGGAGCACUUGUGUUUCUCCACGUAUUGCUGUCUUGAUUAAAGCGGUUGUCAACUCUGUAAAGUCCCUCUACUUCAAUAGGUAGGUCCAUAUGCUGAAGAUUUAUCGCAGGAGCGACCACUACGGGAGCCGCCAUUGGAGAUUCUCUGUGAGAGAGAGAGAGAGAAAUAGUUUGAGAAUCAAUCUUCUGUAUUUUAUUGUGUAGAUCAAGUUAUUUAGUAUAUGCUAGUACUUAUGGUUAAAAUAGACUAUUAUUAAAAUUCAAAAGUAAUAAAGCCAACGAGUACACUAAACUCAGAUUAUAUUUUCCAAAACUAUUGCUAAAG
This is a messenger RNA of Arabidopsis thaliana (thale cress), 737 nucleotides long. RefSeq names its product UDP-3-O-acyl N-acetylglycosamine deacetylase family protein (gene LpxC2). NCBI's taxonomy places the organism in Eukaryota, Viridiplantae, Streptophyta, Magnoliopsida, Brassicales, Brassicaceae. Gene Ontology annotation, cellular component: mitochondrion. Gene Ontology annotation, biological process: lipid A biosynthetic process; lipid X metabolic process. Gene Ontology annotation, molecular function: UDP-3-O-acyl-N-acetylglucosamine deacetylase activity. The record is from RefSeq and is marked reviewed. The transcript has 5 exons. The coding region runs from base 128 to 496 and encodes 122 amino acids.